Molecule: messenger RNA, 3608 nt
Organism: Marmota flaviventris (yellow-bellied marmot)
Lineage: Eukaryota; Metazoa; Chordata; Mammalia; Rodentia; Sciuridae
Gene: Pcsk7
Product: proprotein convertase subtilisin/kexin type 7
Biological process (GO): protein processing
Cellular component (GO): trans-Golgi network; Golgi membrane
Molecular function (GO): serine-type endopeptidase activity
Source: RefSeq, a predicted model, not a curated record
GUGAUGCUGCUGUCACUGGCUCCCCGGGCUCCCGGGAAGCCGCGAGUUUCCGCAGGGAGGCGGCGGCGGCAGCCGCGGCCGGGCUGGACCCACAGGUCUUCAACCUGUGCUCAGAGUCAACAGUUCUCACAGCAAAGGUGGCACUUUUUCUUCAUUUGCAUAAAAUGAGGAUGACGUGGUUAGCCAAAUCAGAAGCUCAACCUCACAGAGAGUCCAGCCUGCUGCUCUGAUGCCGAAGGGAAGACAGAAAGUGCCACACUUGGAUGCCCCCCUGGGCCUCCCCACCUGCCUCUGGCUGGAAUUAGCCGGGCUCUUUUUAUUGGUUCCCUGGGUCAUGGGCCUGGCAGGGACAGGUGGGCUAGAUGCCCAGGGCACAGGGGGGCUGAGCUGGGCUGUGCAUCUAGACAGUCUGGAAGGUGAGAAAGAGGAAGAAAAUCUGGAGCAGCGGGCACAUGCUGUGGCCCAGGCAGCAGGAUUGGUGAACGCCGGACGCAUCGGAGAGCUCCAGGGCCACUACCUCUUUGUCCAGCCAGUUGGGCACAAGCAGGCCAUGGAAGCGGAAGUCAUCCGGCAACAGGCAGAGGCUGUGUUGGCCAGGCAUGAAGCUGUGCGUUGGCACUCAGAGCAGAGGCUGCUGAAGCGGACCAAGCGCAGCGUCCACUUCAAUGAUCCAAAGUACCCACAGCAGUGGCACCUGAAUAACCGCCGGAGCCCUGGCAGGGAUAUCAACGUGACAGGUGUGUGGGAGCGCAAUGUAACUGGACAAGGGGUGACAGUGGUGGUAGUGGACGAUGGAGUGGAGCAUACCAUCCAGGACAUUGCACCCAAUUAUAGCCCAGAGGGUAGCUAUGACCUCAACUCUAAUGACCCUGACCCUAUGCCCCACCCGGAUGUGGAAAAUGGCAACCACCACGGCACGCGGUGUGCAGGAGAGAUUGCUGCUGUGCCCAACAACAGCUUCUGCGCAGUGGGUGUAGCCUAUGGGAGCCGCAUAGCAGGUAUCCGGGUACUGGAUGGACCACUCACAGACAGCAUGGAGGCUGUGGCAUUCAACAAGCACUAUCAGAUCAAUGACAUCUACAGCUGCAGCUGGGGCCCAGAUGAUGAUGGGAAGACGGUGGACGGUCCCCACCAGCUUGGAAAGGCUGCCUUACAACAUGGAGUGAUGGCUGGUCGCCAGGGUUUUGGGAGCAUCUUUGUAGUAGCCAGUGGCAAUGGAGGCCAGCACAAUGACAACUGCAACUAUGAUGGCUAUGCCAACUCCAUCUACACAGUCACCAUAGGUGCUGUGGAUGAGGAGGGUCGGAUGCCUUUCUAUGCAGAGGAAUGUGCCUCCAUGCUGGCAGUCACCUUCAGUGGUGGGGACAAGAUGCUCCGGAGCAUUGUGACCACUGACUGGGACCUUCAGAAGGGCACUGGCUGCACAGAGGGCCACACAGGGACCUCAGCUGCAGCACCUCUGGCAGCUGGCAUGAUAGCCCUCAUGCUGCAGGUACGGCCCUGCCUCACAUGGCGUGAUGUCCAGCACAUCAUUGUCUUCACAGCUACCCAGUAUGAAGACCGCCGUGCAGAUUGGCUCACCAAUGAAGCAGGCUUCAGCCACAGCCACCAGCAUGGCUUCGGCCUGCUCAACGCGUGGAGACUUGUCAAUGCAGCCAAGAUCUGGACAUCUGUCCCUUACUUAGCUUCCUAUGUCAGUCCCGUGCUGAAAGAGAACAAGGCUAUUCCACGGUCACCUGGCUCCCUGGAGGUCCUAUGGAAUGGAAGUGGUCAAACCAGAGCCAUGGCAGGAGAAGGAGUGGCCAAAGGAGGGAGCCCAGGAGGAAGGAAGGAGGGGGCAGCCUCCCUCGGGUGGAGCUUUCGCCAAGAAGAGACGGACCUGGAGAUGUCAGGACUGAAGACCCUGGAGCAUGUGGCAGUGACAGUCUCCAUCACUCACCCACGACGCGGCAGCUUGGAACUGAAACUGUUUUGCCCCAGUGGCAUGAUGUCCCUUAUCGGCGCCCCCCGCAGCAUGGACUCGGAUCCCAAUGGCUUCAACGAUUGGACCUUCUCCACUGUGCGGUGCUGGGGGGAGAGGGCAAAAGGCAUCUACAGACUCCUUAUCAGGGAUGUAGGAGAUGAGCCGCUCCAGGUUGGCAUCCUCCAGCACUGGCAGCUGACCCUGUAUGGCUCUGUGUGGAGUCCAGUAGACAUCAGGGACAGACAAAGGCUGUUAGAAAGUGCCAUGAGUGGAAAAUAUCUACAUGAUGGCUUUGCUCUACCUUGCCCACCUGGGCUGACAAUUCCUGAGGAAGAUGGUUACACCAUUACCCCCAACACCCUGAAGACCCUGGUGCUGGUGGGCUGUUUCACCAUCUUCUGGACCAUUUACUACAUGCUGGAAGUAUAUCUGAGCCAGAGGAAUGUGGCUUCCACUCCAGGCUGUAGGAGUGGACCCUGCCACUGGCCCCAACAGAGCCGAAAAUCCAAGGAAGAGGGGACAGAGCUAGAAUCAGUGCCACUUUGCAACAGCAAGGAUCUAGAUGGAGCAGAGACAGAGAGAGGGGGCCCUUCUACCACCUCUGGCCUCCUCACCUCAGACCUGCUCGAUGAAGAGGACUGGAGCAUAUCCCAGAACAAGAAUCCUCAGCACCAACCCUUAGACCUGUUGCAGGGAAAGGAGGAGCAGAUUUGUUGACCUCGGGGCCUGAUAGACUCAAUGUGGACAGGUUCUUCCUUCCCAACUUUGGGGAGCUCUGGAGAGAAAGCAGUCCUGAUGCUUACAUAUGGAACCCAAGGCCUAAACAGUAUGUUUGGGCUGCCCUCAGGGAGGGUAAGGGCCUUCCUCAGUACAAGUGGCAGAGGACUGAUGCAAGAGAACAGUCUGGUGAAACACAGGAUCCUUCUCCCUCAGACUGGGAGCUUUUGGUGAGAAGGUCCUAGACAAGGGAUUGGUGCCUGCAUGGGGCAGGCCUCCCUCCAUCCCCAUUCUCUCUCAGGCAAGCCAGUGAUUUAAGUCAUAGGGACCCCUGCUCAUGCAUGGGUGGAGAAGGUGCCUGCAUCACCAGGAACAUGACUGGGUUACUUGGGAAGAGGGCUUGUGGGAGGCUGGGUAAAACCCCCUACAUGCCUGCCCACAAGCAGCUGCCUCCAUUGUCCCUCCCUGCACUCCUGGUCUGAAGCCAACUUUGAACGUGCCCCUGACUCCCUCUGUCGUCACCCCCCACCCUUCCUCCUUCUGAAGGAUCAGUAUGGUGCUCCUGGUACAGCUGAGAAGGGGCACUGCUCCCCAGGGCCCAUGCCACUUCAUCAGGAAGUCUGUGGCAGGAUUGUGGACAGGUGUGAGACAAGUGUUUUAGGAGACAGCCUGGGGAGCCACUGCCACUUAACUAACCCUAUGACCACCCUGUCUUCCUCUGCAAAGUGCUCAGGGAAAUGGCCUUCCCCCGGGAGGCCUCUGUCCGCCUGACAGGCUGUUACUUUUGCUCCCUCUCUUGGCCUCCUCCCUUCUGAGCUGAUUCGUUGAUUUGAAUUUUUUUAAUGCUUAAGAUUUGAUUUUUCACAGCAACAUUUUGUUGAUUUUUUUUCUGCACAGCUUUUCCAAAAUAAAAAGCUUCCAAACAAUU